Messenger RNA from Cyprinodon variegatus (sheepshead minnow), 1066 nucleotides. Its product is annotated as olfactory receptor-like protein DTMT. The record is from RefSeq and is a predicted model, not a curated record. Gene Ontology annotation, cellular component: membrane. The transcript has a single exon. Bases 55 to 1047 code for a protein of 330 amino acids. Gene Ontology annotation, biological process: G protein-coupled receptor signaling pathway. Gene Ontology annotation, molecular function: olfactory receptor activity; G protein-coupled receptor activity. Lineage: Eukaryota; Metazoa; Chordata; Actinopteri; Cyprinodontiformes; Cyprinodontidae.
GGUUGUGUUUUUUGCUAUAUAAUUUUUAUUUUAGAUCCAUUCAAAAAUAUAACAAUGAUGUACAGAGAGGGUCUUUUUAGCAUAACCUUGAACACCACAUUUGUUCGACCUACAAAGUUUUAUCUUGCUGGGUUUUACAACAUCCCUCAUGUUAAGUAUUACUUUGUCUUCUUGUGCUUUGUCUACAUCAUGACUGUGCUUGGCAAUGGUUUUCUUCUAUCUGUUAUCUACCUUGUUAAGACCCUCCAUACUCCCAAAUACAUAAUAGUGUUUAACUUGGCUUUUACAGACCUCUGUGGGAGCACAGCUCUUAUCCCAAAACUCUUGGACACGUUUUUAUUUGACAGGAGGUACAUUGUUUAUGAGGCUUGUUUAACUUACAUGUUCUUUGUCUUAUUAUUUGGAAGUAUUCAAUCAUGGACCCUUGUCACAAUGGCAUAUGACAGAUUAAUAGCAAUUUGCUUUCCAUUAAGAUAUCACAGCAUUAUAACCACAAAAUCUGUUGUUGCAAUGCUGCUGAGUUCUUGGAUUGUUAUGCUCUGUGUCAACGCAGUAUUGGCUGGGUUUAUUAAUCGCCUCUCUUUCUGUGCAUCUGUAGAAAUUAAAACCUUCUUCUGUGAUCAUGGACCUAUAUAUCAACUGGCCUGUAAUGAUACAUCUUACAGCUAUAUGAUGGCUGCUGUUGGCCUGAUUUUAGUCAUCUGCAUUCCUCUUAUUCUGAUAUCUGGCUCUUAUGCUUGCAUUUCUGUCGCUCUGGCAAGAACUGUUUCGAGAGAAGAACGACUGAGAGCUCUAAAAACAUGUGUUUCUCACCUGAUUCUCGUUGCUCUUUUUUUCUUACCUUUUGUUGGAACCAAUAUAGCUGUCCUGACUUCUUAUAUUCAUCCAAAUGCAAGGAACAUAAACUCAAGUUUAACAUACACUGUUCCACCUUUGCUUAAUCCUAUUAUUUACUCUUUGAAGACAGAAGAAGUAAGGAAUGCUAUUAAGAGGCUUUGUAGAAGAAGCAAACUAAACAAAACAGCCAUUAAAUCAGAAGCUCUGUGACAUUAUUUGAUUCAUUUAG